Messenger RNA from Scleropages formosus (Asian bonytongue), 1978 nucleotides. It is a transcript of the gene crhr2, whose product is annotated as corticotropin-releasing factor receptor 2. The record is from RefSeq and is a predicted model, not a curated record. The transcript is spliced from 12 exons. Gene Ontology annotation, molecular function: G protein-coupled peptide receptor activity; peptide hormone binding; corticotropin-releasing hormone receptor activity. Gene Ontology annotation, biological process: long-term synaptic potentiation; adenylate cyclase-modulating G protein-coupled receptor signaling pathway; cell surface receptor signaling pathway. Lineage: Eukaryota; Metazoa; Chordata; Actinopteri; Osteoglossiformes; Osteoglossidae. The coding region runs from base 46 to 1290 and encodes 414 amino acids. Gene Ontology annotation, cellular component: plasma membrane; axon terminus; dendrite.
UCGGCUCGCGCUCUCGCACCCGGAGCCCGGCCGCCACGGGGCACGAUGGACGCGGCGAUUUUGCAGAUCUUCAUCGGGGAGCUGGGCGACCCAAAUUGCAGCCUCGUGGACGCCCUGCGGGACACCCUCUAUGAGAACGCUUCCUUCUCCUUCAUGGACGCGGAUGGUCCUUACUGCAACGCGACCACGGACGAGAUCGGCACGUGCUGGCCGCGCAGCGCCACGGGGCGCCUCGUGCAGCGACCAUGUCCCGAGUUCAUCAACGGGGUCAAGUACAACACCACGAGAAAUGCCUACAGGGAGUGCAUGUACAACGGUACAUGGGCCUUGAAGAGCAACUACUCCAACUGCGAACCUAUCCUGGAGGAGAAGAGAAAGUACCCAGUGCACUACAAGAUUGCCCUCAUCAUAAACUAUGUAGGCCACUGUAUAUCUGUGGGUGCUCUCGUUGUGGCUUUCAUUCUCUUCUUGUGUUUGCGGAGCAUCAGAUGCCUCCGCAACAUCAUCCACUGGAAUCUCAUCACUACCUUCAUUCUAAGGAACAUCAUGUGGUUCCUGCUGCAGCUUAUUGACCACAAUAUCCACGAGAGUAAUGAGCCCUGGUGUCGCCUUAUAACAACCAUAUACAAUUACUUUGUGGUGACCAACUUCUUCUGGAUGUUUGUUGAAGGAUGCUAUCUUCACACAGCUAUUGUGAUGACAUACUCCACAGACAAGCUUAGAAAGUGGGUCUUCCUCUUCAUUGGGUGGUGUAUUCCAUUCCCAAUAAUUGUGGCGUGGGCUAUUGGCAAGCUAUACAAUGAAAAUGAGCAAUGCUGGUUUGGAAAAGAACCUGGAAAGUAUAUUGAUUAUAUCUAUCAAGGACCUGUAAUACUUGUGCUUUUGAUAAAUUUUGUUUUCCUCUUCAACAUUGUGAGGAUUCUUAUGACAAAGCUGAGAGCAUCCACAACUUCCGAAACUAUACAGUACAGAAAAGCUGUGAAAGCAACUCUGGUUUUACUGCCUUUGCUGGGGAUCACCUACAUGCUGUUCUUUGUUAAUCCUGGGGAGGAUGACAUCUCUCAGAUAGUUUUCAUUUAUUUCAAUUCUUUUCUCCAGUCAUUUCAGGGCUUUUUUGUGUCUGUAUUUUACUGCUUCCUAAAUGGAGAGGUGCGAUCGGCCGCCAGGAAGCGAUGGCAUCGCUGGCAGGACAACCAUGCUCUUCGGGUUCGAGUCGCCCGGGCGAUGUCCAUCCCCACUUCUCCCACCCGCAUCAGUUUCCACAGCAUAAAGCAAACGACUGCUGUGUGAUCUGGGGCCUUUCAUGGACCAAGUGGUCGCUCCUCCGUUUCUAUAAAUCCAUCGUUUUUUUGGCAGCUCCUUCAUGUUGACUAGGUGCAUUUUGCUCCAGAUCAAUAAACUUGAUAAACUGGAUGGAUGAUCUUAAGGAGUUUGUGAAACAGAAUGAUGUACCUCAGAACUUUGCCUGAGAAAAGACUCUGACCCAGACAAAUGCAGCUUCCCUGUAUGAAACGUCCGGUCCGUUUGCAAGCAUGUACAAGGAAUGGAUCAGAGGUAUGACUCACCAACAGAAUGCCUGGAACGGAGAAGACUUAAUGAUCAAGUGCCCCAAAAUGCACUAUUAUUGUAAGUUUUGUUAUUGUUAAUAAUUGUUUAUAUUUUAAGCUCAAAUUAUACUGCACAGAUCCAGUGUCAGUAUAGGAUUAUUUCAAAGAUUCAGUCACAUCUUGUUCAAGGGUCGUCAAACAUCAAUAACUGUUGCUGAAACACACAAAUAUAUAAUACAUUUAUAAAAUGAGGCCUAAGUCCCAGCCAGCUACCCCACUAUUCCCCCCACCACUUUGGUAUAUUGAGCGAAGGGUAUUCAAGAUAAGAACAAAUACAGAGUUUGCCUCUGUUUUGAGCCACAGUGAAGUCCAGCCACUCCAUUAUGAGCAGCUGGCCAAAUAUUUUUACAGAUAUGAUAUUAAACAGGGGU